Molecule: messenger RNA, 2095 nt
Organism: Passer domesticus (house sparrow)
Lineage: Eukaryota; Metazoa; Chordata; Aves; Passeriformes; Passeridae
Gene: MTNR1B
Product: melatonin receptor 1B
Exons: 2
Coding region: 666-1193 (175 amino acids)
Biological process (GO): G protein-coupled receptor signaling pathway
Cellular component (GO): plasma membrane
Molecular function (GO): melatonin receptor activity
Source: RefSeq, a predicted model, not a curated record
GCUGUGCUCAAACGCGAGGCACAAGGCCACGGCCAAGGCAGCGUACGACCCCUCAGAUCUGCUGCCAGGCCGACGGGAGGAGUGUGCCAGGAACACUCGUCUGGGCGCACCGUGUGCCUGGCGGCCAGAGCCGGGGGGAGCGCUGGCCUUGCGCUGCCGGGAACACCGCGGUCCGAGCCGCGGGGCAGGGAAAAAACAACCAAAACAACUCCCUGGAACCAAAACAUAAACAACCCCCCAACAAGCGCUCUCCCGGCGGCGGAUGUUCGCGGCUGAGCCCUGGGGCCGGAGCCGUGCUUUGGGACAGGGGCUUCUCCGCCACCCCCUCCUGUCCCCGCGGCUCUCCGGCCGCGCAAGCUGUCACCGGGGAUGGCCGAGCGCGGCUGCCACCGCUACCCGCGGAUGCUGCCCGCGCCCCGGCAGUCUCCGCCGCUCCCGCUCCGCUCCCGCCGCCUCCUCCCUCCCUCGGCAGGCGGGGCUGGCCCGCCCCCGGGCUUCCCCCACCGCCCGGCAAGGGGAGGGGGCUCUGGCACCGCCCCAUCCCCGCCCCUCCCGGUGGAGCAGCGCCCGGCGCGCCCCUUAAAGCCGUUCCCGGCCGCCCGCGCGGUCAGUCCGCGGGGCCGCCGCCGGUCACCGCGGGGAGGCGCCGGGACGGGGUGGCCGCGAUGCUGGAGAACGGCUCCCUGAGGAACUGCUGUGACCCGGGCGGGCGCGGCCGCCUCGGCUUGGCGGAGCGGGAGGCGGCGGCGGCGGGCGCCCCGCGGCCCGCCUGGGUGGUGCCGGUGCUGUCCAGCGUGCUGAUCUUCACCACCGUGGUGGACAUCCUGGGCAACCUGCUGGUCAUCCUCUCCGUCUUCAAGAACCGCAAGCUUCGGAACUCAGUGUGUGCAGGGACUCCCAGGCGCUCCGUCACCCUCCCCAGCGCGCCGCCUCUGCGCUCCCCUCGGGCUCCGUCCUGCCCUCCGUCCGGGAGCGCAGGUCGUUCCGUGGCUCCUAAUGAGGCAUUAUGUGGUCUCUAUGGAGCUCCCGAAGAGGGGAAUCGGUGCCAUCCGGCGGCAAAAAGCGUGCCCAAAGCCGUCGGAAGAGUGAAGGAGGAGCUUUUAAAACUUGCUCAAGAGUCCCCCACGGUGCUGUGCAUGCGUGGGGAGGCGGCUCAGCCCGCUCUCUGGACCCCUCAUCAGAGUUCACGGUAGUCUUCACGAAAUCGCCUUCUCGUCUCCUCAUCGCGUAUCCUUCAACCAGAACGCAACCAAUAAAGUGCGGUGUUGUUGUCUUUGAGUCGUGUCUACAGUUUCUCCUUGUGUGUGCUAGAAUGUUGCUCUGCGUUUUUUACUUGCUAAACAUACCGGCUUUAUCUCCUCAUCUCUGCCGGGCUGGUUACAACAUGUUUCAAACUACAAAACUCUGUAGUUUGUCACCAGCUUCUCUCAUUUGCCUCCUGGCCCUGAUUCGCGCACGUCCCGCUGCGUGCGGAUCCCAGAGCUCCUCCGGCUCCCCCCGUCCAUGGAGCCGAUUAUUCCCUGACGCGCAGGGCUGGGCACUCGGCUGGAUGCUGGGUGUCGGUGCAGUAUAAAGUGCUACCCCCGAAAUUGUGGUGUAUGUGCUAUAGUUCUUAUAGUACUUAGCUGUUCCCGGAACUCCUCAUUCCUCCGAGACUCGAGUUCUCUCCUUUUCCAUGCGCACGCAGGUCGGGGUAACCAAACUUUGCUGGGAGCUGGCGGGAGUCCGAAGCGCUACGCUCCUCUCACUGGGAGCCAGAGGGUUCUGCCAUCGAUCCUCUGUGUCAGCGGGUGCUCCCUUGCCACCGGGAAGGAGGGAGGGCGGCUGGCUUGUUUCUCCUGGGGGUGGUGGGGGUGUUGGUUUGGGGUUUUUGUAACCAGUGUCGCUUCCCCAGCGCUGUCGUGUCUCACGUGCGGCGACUAGACCCGCGCUCGCUCGCCCUUGCUUUAAGCUAAAUGGUGCUUAGGGGCAAAAGCAGUUUAUGGAGGGAUCGCUCUGGCGCUCCCCAGUCUAGCUGCAGGCGGGAGAUGCCGGCAGGUCCCGUGUACACGGGGCUGAGGGAUCACACCCCGGAGCAGCACCGAGCCUGAGAACG